GAAUUAUAUAAAAUUAGCUAUUGUUUUGUCUGUCUGUUAGAGAGAGAACAAUUAGAUGGACAUACAAAGCUAAUUUAGCAUAUGAAAACCUCUCAGCUUUUUCCUUGCCUCCUUCCUUCACAAAUAUCACAGCCUGUCAAAAUUAGCCUUUAAGAACUAUUUAACUUCCAUCACUAUAUAUUAUUUGUUUAUUAAUCCUUUUUAAUUUAAGCAUUUCCUUAGCUGUGAAUACCCCAUUAUCCCUCUCUCCUUCUCUUUCCUUUCUCUCUGAAUAUCUCUCUAUCUCUUCUUCCACACAGCUUUAGUCCUAUAUUUGAUUGUUGACAAAACAAAGCCUAUAGUAAUCUCUCAGCUAUUGGAUUAUGCUUUGAAGCUAAAUUGGUAAAGAAGCAUAUAGUAAGGUAAGUGUGCGUCUUGAAGAAUUUCUCUUAAGUGAGUUUUGUGGCAUGAGUAUAGAACAUGUGAUCAAUGAGCUUCUUUGGAGAAAAUCACAGCUUGACCACUCUUCUUUUCAGGUAAUUUAUAUAGAAUUUCUUUAUAUGUAUUCGUGUAUAUAUGUCCAUAAACAGAUUCCGGAUAUUGCUGGUGCUUUCUAUUUAGAUAGAUAUAUUUUCUAUAUAUGUAUGUGUGUGACUGCGUAUAAGGAAAAAAGUCACAAAUUUGGCUUUUUUCAGUUGAUUGAAAUUUUAAUACCUCAAGUGUAUAGAGAGAGCUAAAAUAAUUUUUUGAUAGCGAAAUAGAUAUUUUGUCUAGAAAUAUACACACAUACAUUAGGAAAAAAAAAAGAACGUUUUCUUUUAACCAAUUUUAUUGUCCUUGUCUUAUCCUAUUGGGUAUCUAAUUUGGUUCUCUACAAUUAUAGCUAAAUAGACAUGAUCUUUUCAUGUCUUUGUGUACUUGUGAGCGUGUGUAUAAUAGAUACGUAAGUACAUGUGUCACAUAUAUUUAUAUUUAUUUAUUUAUAUGUUUUAGAAAAAAAGAUAGGAAACAAGUAUAAGUGGAAAUUUAGGUGAUAUAGUCCUCUCCGCAUGAAUGCGAAAACAUAAUGAACGAUGUGACCAAUUUAUAUACAUUAUGUAAUUAAUUCCAAUUUUAAUAGAAAAGAAACUUAGGUGAUACAGUCUUCCUCGCAUGAUCAUCAAUUUACACUAAAUAGUUAAAAUUCCUAUUUGUUGACUUUAAAUUGACUGCUCGACCAGUGUUUGUUGUUGCUUUUUUCCAUGUCUCUAUGACUCUAUCUUAUUAUGUUAAUCAUUCUCAUAUCUUUAACUUUAACCCACAAAAAAAAAAUCAUUCUCAAAUUCUAAAUAAGUCAUGCUUAUCCAUAGAAAAGGAAACAAAAUCGACAACUUGUUUUUUUUCCAACCUUCACCACAUAUUUUAUAUUUCUUGCAAUUUUACAACUCAAAUCAUUCUAUUUUAAACUUUAGUAGAGAAAAUGAUAUUAUUGUACUAUACCGCAUCAAUUAUUUCACUGAUUUGAAAAUAAAGUAUUAUUUCCGAAUGCUUACUGCAGAAGAUAUCCUAUCUAAGUAUUUUUACAUCAAUAUUUUACUAUAACACAAGAGAUAAUUUAGAUAUUUUGAAUUGGUUAUGAAUGUGGAUAAAUUCAAAUAGAAAAGCUUUGUAAUGUUAUCUUACUAAAACAAGCCGUGUCUAGUGUUGUCAUGCUUGGCUCUACUUCGAUUUGAUCUGACUAAUUAGCUAAUUGAAAAUAAUUAAUCAUCUUCCAUCUCUAUGAUUAAUAACAAUAAUAAAGAAAUAAAAUCAUAAAUCCAACAAUUUGUGGUCUAACUAGUUCUAUCCAUUGAUUUAGUGAACAUAAAGACAUUUGAUUCGAUUUAAAAAAAAAAAAAAUACUUGGCUUUAAGACAAAACACCAUGAGAUAGAGAAUCUAAUCAAAUUCAAAAGUGUGUCCCACUAGUCAACCUUCUUUUGUCUAUAAACCCCUCACUUCACGAACUAGUGGCUUCUGACGAUUACUCCAUCAAUUUCAUACUCACAUGUAUACAUACACAUACACACAACACUCACUCACAUAUACAAUUUAAGUAGAGUUAGGGUUUUCUAAUGUGUUUCAUCACUCAUCAAAUGGUUAUGAAACUAUAUGACUACGUUUCAGGCAUGGGAACAAAGAUCGUUGAGCGAAUUACUACAAACCAAAGUGGCUUAAAGAGUGUUGAUCAUAGUGGGUUCAUCAGAUUUGUUGUUAAUGGUCGACAAGAAUCGUCAAAGGAGACGUUGACAGACGAGGAAGAAGAAGGAGUUUUUAUUUUAAGGUCAAUGGAUAGGUUUCUUGAAAAGCAAAAUGCUGAAUCCAUCAGACAUACAAUGCAAGCCCAAGAAGAUAUUUUUAAGCAACAGGUACGAGAGCUACAUAGAGUAUAUAAUACACAGAAAAUGAUGAUGACUCAACUCAAACAUAGAAGCCAAUAUUGGACUGUUAACAACAAAGACCAACCCGGUUCAAGAGAGAGAACCGGAAGUUGUUCAGGCAUAGACCUCGAAAAUGUGGUUAGAGCAACACAAACGACGACGGAUCAUAUCGAAGAGAGCGAACUCGAAUUGACAUUGAGCAUUGGAUUGUCUUCUUCAUCUACUACUAUGACCACGACAACGAACAAGGACAUGGACUACUCGUCAACAACGUCAAUGAGAUCAUCAUCGGAUAAUUGUAAUAAUCAGAGCAAUAAUAAUCUAUAUAAUAACAGCAAUAAUAACCAAGAAAGUAGCGGACCAAACACGCCUAUGAGCAGCUCAAGUACGACGUCGUUGGAUCGAGAGAAGAAGAGACCUCAUUGGCUCUUUCAAGGACUUAGUAUUAACCGAACCUCUUCUUGAUUUUUGUUAAUUCACUGACUCUUUCUUUUUUCUUCUUCGUCUUCUUCUUGAUUUUUUUAUUUUCUUUUUGUAUCUGAUUUAUCGUUAUUAUUAUUUACGAGAUUUACUGAUUUCACUUUUAGCUAGGUCUAAUUAUUCUUCUUCGUUAACACUGAUAAACCAUUGACAAAAUAUACCAAUGUUUUCUUUAUAUUUGGUUGCUUA
Arabidopsis thaliana (thale cress) is the source of this 3046-nucleotide messenger RNA. RefSeq names its product ras guanine nucleotide exchange factor Q-like protein. The coding region runs from base 2072 to 2842 and encodes 256 amino acids. The record is from RefSeq and is marked reviewed. The transcript has 2 exons. NCBI's taxonomy places the organism in Eukaryota, Viridiplantae, Streptophyta, Magnoliopsida, Brassicales, Brassicaceae.